Messenger RNA from Menidia menidia (Atlantic silverside), 543 nucleotides. The record is from the annotation of a GenBank genome assembly. NCBI's taxonomy places the organism in Eukaryota, Metazoa, Chordata, Actinopteri, Atheriniformes, Atherinopsidae.
AUGAAGCUGCUGAAACCAGUCGAGCAGGAAGCAGCUCACCUGGUUACAGGUGUGGCGUCAGUCAGUCGUCAGCUCGGAGCCUCGUCGGAGUCAUCGUCCAAUCCCGGCUCAGCCUGGGGGGGCGGGGCCGUCGCCACGGAGACGGGCUGUUUACUUCCUGUAGUCAGAGCAGGUGGACCAGUGAUCCUGCAGAGUCCUGUCCUCCCUGUGAUGGAGGGGGGGGAACUCACUCUGAGCUGUACAGCAGACCCCCCCCCCUCCAGCCCCACAGCUGCUUUAUUCUAUAAAGAUGGCUCCCUCAUCAGGACGGAGCCUACAGGUCACAUGACCCUCCGGCCUGUUAGCAGGUCUGAUGAAGGCCUCUACAGCUGCUCCAUCGGGGGGGACAGGUCCCCCUCCAGCCGGGUCCGGGUCACAGGUGAGCAGCUGACCUCAGUUCAGCUCCAAUUUCUCCCACAGUCACCUGACCAGGUGGGUUCUCUCUGCAGGGAAACUUCCAACCUCACCUUUAGCCCCGCCCACAUCUGGAGCCCCGCCCCCUGA